UUCCGCCGCUCAGCCUGAGGUAGCGCGUGAGGAGACGGUUUUCGGCGCGCGGCCCACGGCGUUUGUUGGUGUUGGUUGCUGCGGGUUGGCGCGCGCGGGUGCAGGCAGUAUUGGAAGCAGAAGUUGUACAAUAUAUUGAUUCCAACAUUUGUAGCAUCUUCAGGGAAAAAGAAAAGUAAGAUAAUUAGAAAGCUCAUGUCAUCAGGAAUGCUACCAGAAAACCUUGUGGCAUCCAAGGUUACUGAUAUAAAAGGAGAUGGGAAGUGCAACCUUGAUCAAAUAGGAAAUGAAUUACUGGAAAAGAUGGAGAAUAUUGAAGCUAUGUCAAAGAGGCAAAGAAAGAAGCUAAUGAAACAGAAACAGUGGGAAGAACAAAGAAACUUGCGCAAACAGAAACGUAAAGAAAAACGCCUGAAGAGAAAACAAGAGCGCCAGUCUCAGUUGGAAUCUAGCAACGAUGGAAGUUUCAGGAAACGUUUGCGUAGAGAUGUUGUUCCUAGUACCCUUCGCCUUAUUAUAGAUUGCAGUUUUGACAAUUUAAUGGAGCUAAAGGAUGUCAAGAAACUUCACAAGCAAAUUCAGAGAUGUUAUGCAGAAAAUCGCAAAGCACUCCAUCCUGUACAGUUUUACUUGACUAGCCAUGGAGGCCAGCUAAAGGACAACAUGAAUGAAACUGACAAAGGAUGGGUAAACUGGAAGGAUAUCCACAUUAAAUCAGAACAUUAUAGUGAACUGAUGAAGAAAGAAGACCUUGUGUACCUUACAUCGGACUCUCCUGAAGUCCUGAAUGAACUAGAUGAGUCCAAAGCCUAUGUCAUUGGAGGCCUUGUGGAUCACAAUCAUCACAAGGGCAUUACAUACAAAAGAGCACAAGAAGAAGGCAUAAGUCAUGCACAACUUCCACUAGGGAUCUUUGUGAAAAUGAACAGUCGGAAAGUUCUGGCAGUCAAUCAUGUGUUUGAAAUCAUCCUUGCAUUCUUGGAAAAGAGAGACUGGGAGGAAGCAUUUUUCACGGUUUUGCCACAACGGAAAGGAGCCAAACCACUUAAUGAGACAACCGAAGCCACCAUGUGCAAGCGGCAGAAGUCAGAAAUGGUACAAGGCUGGGGAACAUUCACAGAAGUGACACAAGAAGCUGUAGCCCGAAAGAGAAAUUGGAUUGCCCUCCCCAUCCAUGCACCUGCAGAAACCUAUCAUUUGUGCAUAGUGCUCUGGAUUACAAUAUAGAUUUCAUGGCAAGUACACUGGAAGAUAUUAUUUAUAUACCACUUAAUGCUAGCAACAAUAAUAUUAAAACUUUCUUAGGUUGAGAAAUUAAGGGAAAGUGUGUAAGCAGGUGUUUCUUUUAUGUAAGUAACAAGACCUUAAAAACUGGCUUAGUGGCUAAUAGGUCCCUUGGCACUGGUGUGACAUGUGUCUAGUAGAUGGCACAACUUGAAACCUAGGUUGUGGGUAUUAAAAAGUGCCUUUUAGCACUCAGCAACUGAAUUGCCAGAAUGUUGACAAUGGAGUCCACCAGCACUAUUCUGAGUUAUGGCGGCCAUCACUGCCUUUGAGUUCCAUAGUUUGGCUACAUGUUGCAUGCUCAUUUGAAAUCUGUUAGAAAGAGAGAGCGUAUUGCAUUUCCUUUCAUUCUGGCUUUUGGGUUAAUAUCACUGAUCCAAGUAAAUAGCUGGAUUCUCUCGGAACAGCCAACUAGAAGGGGCUCCCUUAAUGAAUUGUCUUGACCCCAGUCCUAACAAACUACAUGGAUAUGAACUCCACUAAAAUCCAGCAGAUUGGAGUGCUAUUGAAUGACUAUACUAUAGCCACUUAAAGCAUUACUGACCUGAAUGAAGCCCAGGGGAGCUGUACUAAGUUGUAAACACUGUUGACUUAUUUUUUCGAAUGUUGACCUGCAGUGCAUUAAUUUUAAAGAAUAUUCAAAAUUCUGAAGAUUAUGCAGAAAUAGAUCACUUCUAUCAUUUGUAUUCAGAAAGAAUGAAAAUGUUCACGAUAUCUUUUCAUAUCAAUUACCAAGACACAAUGACAUGCACUCUUAAAAACAAAAUGUUUAUUUAGCAUUUUGUUUACCAGUGUUCUAACAUUCAGUAUUUUGUGUGUAUGUGUAUAACUUUACAAAUACCUGUUUAGCAGGUAAAACUCUUAAAUGGUGUGGCUAUAAACUUUUUCUAACAACAAAAA
This is a messenger RNA of Podarcis muralis (Common wall lizard), 2184 nucleotides long. RefSeq names its product tRNA methyltransferase 10A (gene TRMT10A). Gene Ontology annotation, molecular function: tRNA binding; methyltransferase activity. The record is from RefSeq and is a predicted model, not a curated record. Gene Ontology annotation, cellular component: nucleoplasm; cytosol; nucleus. Gene Ontology annotation, biological process: tRNA N1-guanine methylation. Lineage: Eukaryota; Metazoa; Chordata; Lepidosauria; Squamata; Lacertidae.